Molecule: messenger RNA, 1480 nt
Organism: Archocentrus centrarchus (flier cichlid)
Lineage: Eukaryota; Metazoa; Chordata; Actinopteri; Cichliformes; Cichlidae
Exons: 5
Coding region: 347-1351 (334 amino acids)
Molecular function (GO): protein dimerization activity
Source: RefSeq, a predicted model, not a curated record
UUACUGGUAGAGUGUCAGUACUGGCUAAUUUUUUUUAAAACAUUGUGUGAUUGGACAAUCCCCGAUUCGACUCAUUAGCGCAGCUGCAGUUCGUUAGGUCGAUUCACGUUUACGUUUGCAAAGUGGAGUAGUUUCAAAAUGAGAGAAAAUUCUGUUUUGUCUUUACAAAAAAAUGCUUUUACAAAGCGUUCACUUGAAGAAAAAAACAGGAUAAAGGAGCUUGGACCGGAUCGUCCCAAUUUACAAAUUCAGCAGCAGGCAAGUGAUCGUGGACGAUCCUACACGCGGGCUUUUUCCAGCUCUUCUUAUGACAAGCGGAGUUGGCUAGCUGGAUGUGAUGUAAGCAAUGCCUUUUACUGCUUUCCGUGUUUGCUAUUUCAAAGUUCUGGCACGGAGGCAAUGUGGACAACAACUGGGCUUUUUUUCCAGAUCAUCCAAGCGCACAAGCGUUCUUGAUAAAGUUGUGGCCCACAGACUACCAGCAUCCAGCAAUGUCAGAUGGAACUUUCACAGCCGUGCCAUCAAUACUGUGUUUGAGCACAGAGAGGACCUCAUCCGCUGUUUCCAAAGCAUACAAGACUCUGGUGACUUUGACCCCAUUACCGUCAGAGAGGCUGGAGCAUUUGCCAUGCUACUGGAGGAUCAGGAUUUUAAGUUCUUUCUGCAACUUUUCCACCAUAUCAUGCCUCAUGUGGACCUUCUCUAUGCCAAACUCCAGAAGAAGGUCAUAGAUUCAGUCUGUAUCCAGGAGAGCAUCCAACAGUUCCAGCAGGACAUUCAAAAGAUCAGAAAUUCUCUCCACUCCAUGGUUGGACAAAGCAGUGUCUGUGAUAUCAUACUGGGACACACCAGGGAGCGCUUUUCUUUCACAAACCACCUUGUUAGUGCCACACUCCUGCAGGGGGACAGAUUUGAACAAUACAACACAGCAUUUCCUGAAGAUGCACUGAGCAACACCUUAAAAGCCUAUCCAGUGCUCAAUCGAGGUAAGCUGAAGACAGAGCUUACUCUCAUCUACAGCAAGGACGAGUUCAAAGCCUGUUGUGGUGCUGUGGGCCUACUCCAGCUGUUUAUGGAAAACAAUCUAGAAGAAGUCUUUUCAGAAACUGUCACGCUCUUGAAGAUCCUCAUCACCACACCCAUGACCACAGCAGAAGCUGAAAGGUGCUUUUCAACUCUGAAAAGAAUCAAGACUUUUCUGAGAAACUCAAUGACUCAGGACAGGCUGAAUGCAUUGGCCAUGUUGUCAAUGGAGAAAAGACUAGUCACAGAGAUGACUGACUUUAACAAGAAUGUAAUUGAGAAAUUUGCAGGGCAGAAGGAAAGGAGGGCAAAAUUCAUGUUCAUAUAGUGCUAUUUUUUAAGAUUUGUUUUGUUUGUUUUUCAUUUGUUUGUUUGUGUGCGCCCCCCUCAGUUUUUUUAGCACCAGCCGCCACUGCCCAGAUAUCUGAACUGUUUGAAAUGGUUUUAUUAAAUUUAA